AUGGGCAAGGGAACUCUCGUCUGCGCUUUCUCUGGUGGUCUAGACACCAGUAUCAUCCUCAAGUACCUUAUUGAUGAUGGGUGGGAUGUUAUCUCUUUCACCGCCGAUGUUGGUCAGGAAGAGGACUUUGAUGCCAUCCGCGAGAAGGCCUUGAAGCUCGGUGCUAAGAAGGCCGAAAUUGUCGACCUGCGCCGGGAAUUCGUCGAGGAGCUUUGCUUCCCCGCCAUCGCCUGUAACGCCAUCUACGAGAAUGUUUACCUCUUGGGAACUUCUCUUGCUCGUCCCGUCAUCGCUCGUGCCCAGAUUGAGAUCGCCAAGCGGGAGGGCGCUGUUGCUGUCUCUCACGGCUGCACCGGCAAGGGUAACGACCAGGUCCGUUUCGAGCUUGCUUUCUACGCCCUGAAGCCCGACAUCCAGGUCAUUGCCCCGUGGCGUGACCCUGUCUUCUACAACCGCUUCGCCGGCCGUAACGCCCUGCUCGACUAUGCCGCUGAGAAGGGUAUCCCUGUCACCUCUACCAAGUCUAAGCCCUGGAGUAUGGAUGAGAACUUGGCCCACUGCUCGUACGAAGCCGGUAUCCUGGAGGACCCCAACACCACCCCUCCUGCCGAUAUGUGGAAGUUGACCGUCGACCCCCUCAAGGCUCCCGAGCAGCCUGAGGACUUCAUCGUCCACUUCGAGAAGGGUAUCCCCGUCAAGCUCGAGUACACCGAGAACGGCCAGCAGAAGACCGUUACCGACCCUGUCGAGCUUUUCCUGACUGCUAACGCCAUUGCCCGCCGAAACGGUGUCGGCCGUAUCGACAUUGUUGAGAACCGUUUCAUCGGUAUCAAGUCUCGUGGCUGUUACGAGACCCCUGGUCUCACUCUUCUGCGCGCUGCUCACGUUGACCUCGAAGGUCUCGUCAUGGACCGUGAAGUCCGUGCUCUCCGUGACCAGUUUGUCACCGUCAACUACUCCAAGAUCCUCUACAACGGUCUCUACUUCUCCCCCGAGCGCGAGUUCCUCGAGUCCUCCAUCACCACCUCCCAGAAGUCCGUCAACGGCCAGGUCCGCUGCCGGGCCUACAAGGGCUGCGUCUCCAUCCUCGGCCGUUCGUCCGAGACCGAGAAGCUGUACGACAUGUCCGAGUCCAGCAUGGACGAGAUUGGUGACUUCUCUCCCGCUGAGACUACUGGCUUCAUUACCGUCUCUGCUAUCCGUCUCAAGAAGUACGGCCAGAUGAAGGCUGCUGCUGGUGAGAGGCUGUAA
Aspergillus chevalieri is the source of this 1251-nucleotide messenger RNA. It is a transcript of the gene ARG1, whose product is annotated as argininosuccinate synthase. Gene Ontology annotation, cellular component: cytoplasm. Gene Ontology annotation, molecular function: argininosuccinate synthase activity; ATP binding. The transcript has 6 exons. The coding region runs from base 1 to 1251 and encodes 416 amino acids. The record is from RefSeq and is a predicted model, not a curated record. Lineage: Eukaryota; Fungi; Ascomycota; Eurotiomycetes; Eurotiales; Aspergillaceae. Gene Ontology annotation, biological process: L-arginine biosynthetic process; urea cycle.